AUGGCUGGCCAAGCCGACAAGAAGCAGGCCAAGAAGGCAGAGUCCUCCAUUCAGUACUACCUCUAUGCCAUCAUUGCGGUGAAUGCUUUGUAUUUUCUCGGCCGUGUGGUGAUGUUCUGGUCUUCGAUGGGCAAGUGGAAUCUGUGCGGCAUGCUGCUCUUCACUGGAGUGUCCUACUUCACGUUCGGCGCCAUCAAGAGCUCCCUGGAAAUCGGAGCGAACUAUGAGAUGUACCUGGACCUCUUCCUUGUCAACUUGGCCACGCAAGCCUUGGUAACCUUGAGCGACUACGGCUGGCUGCUGUAUCUCGCAGUUCCCGGCUAUGCUGGCUGGAAGGUUGUGAAGCUUGUCAUGGACUAUGUCUUCACUCCCACUGAUCAGGAGAUGGCAGAGAACGACCCAGAGGCGGGUUCUAGGUUGUCAAGCACUGAUGCGCGGCCUGGCCCAAACGUUGGCCACAGGCGCGGCGGCACAAUGAAAGGUGUCGGUUGGGGUGUCCGGCUUUCGGGCUCCUAUGGACAGGCCGAAGUGAAAGGACCUCGUUCAGCUUUUUCCAUCGAGGGCCGCUUCGUGAACACAUCAAGCCCUGGGCUCGGCGCUCUUCGCUUUGUUCUCAUUAGCUUGGUGGUUGACAUGAUGCAGAGCAAAGUGGACGUGACGAAGUUUCAUAGCCGCCUGAUAGCCACUCGCACGCCUCCAGGACAGCGACAAAGCAUUGACUUUGACCAGAACCUGGGCAAGUGCUACUCCUGGUCCCACCCAGAGGCCAAUGGUCCAACCCUGACGGCCACGGUGCUCGUAGACGGCUCCGGGCUCGUUUACCACAAGGGAUCCCUUAAAGAAGCCCUUAAAGGAGGGCUUAAACUGAGCCCUGAGGGAAGGUUCUAG
This is a messenger RNA of Symbiodinium necroappetens, 888 nucleotides long. NCBI's taxonomy places the organism in Eukaryota, Dinophyceae, Suessiales, Symbiodiniaceae. The record is from the annotation of a GenBank genome assembly.